This is a messenger RNA of Pochonia chlamydosporia 170, 210 nucleotides long. RefSeq lists its product as hypothetical. The record is from RefSeq and is a predicted model, not a curated record. Lineage: Eukaryota; Fungi; Ascomycota; Sordariomycetes; Hypocreales; Clavicipitaceae. The transcript has a single exon. The coding region runs from base 1 to 210 and encodes 69 amino acids.
AUGUUGUGUGAUAUCACUAAUUCACCACCAGAUGACGGAGAUCAAUUGCUAGAAUGUGUUUUGUGCACCUUGCACCUGGGUUCAUUGCGGGACUCUAAGUUUGCCUGCCUUGCUGCAACAUGGACACACGUGAGCCUGGGGACCAAGAGAUUGAUUGACUUUGGUACCCGGCGGCAGCACAAGCCGCAGAGUAAUGAGGUUCAAGAAUGA